Emys orbicularis (European pond turtle) is the source of this 1000-nucleotide messenger RNA. It is a transcript of the gene PDE6D, whose product is annotated as phosphodiesterase 6D. Gene Ontology annotation, biological process: sensory perception of light stimulus. The transcript has 5 exons. The record is from RefSeq and is a predicted model, not a curated record. Bases 30 to 482 code for a protein of 150 amino acids. Gene Ontology annotation, cellular component: cytoplasm. NCBI's taxonomy places the organism in Eukaryota, Metazoa, Chordata, Testudines, Emydidae.
GGGGCGCGGAGCGGAGCCGCAGCGGGACCAUGUCGGCCAAGGACGAGCGGGCCAAGGAGAUUCUGAGGGGAUUCAAGCUAAAUUGGAUGAACCUUCGGGAUGCAGAGACGGGGAAAAUCCUCUGGCAAGGAACAGAAGAUCUGUCUGUUCCUGGAGUGGAGCAUGAAGCUCGAGUUCCUAAGAAAAUCCUGAAAUGCAAAGCCGUCUCUCGGGAGCUAAACUUCUCCUCAGCAGAACAAAUGGAAAAAUUCCGACUGGAACAGAAAGUUUAUUUCAAAGGGCAGUGUCUAGAAGAAUGGUUCUUUGAAUUCGGCUUUGUGAUCCCUAACUCCACAAACACUUGGCAGUCCUUGAUAGAGGCAGCGCCAGAAUCACAGAUGAUGCCAGCUAAUGUUUUAACUGGUAACGUUAUUAUAGAAACCAAGUUCUUCGAUGAUGACCUCCUUGUAAGCACUUCCAGAGUGAGACUUUUCUACGUUUGAGAUAAGGGGGCUUUUGGGGGCUGUUUUUAGUUUUCCUCCGUACAGUUCUUGGUGCAGAACCCCUUGCCUAUCCAGUGGAAGACACUUCCUGUAGGUGUGAAUCUGGGGACCAGCUCACCGGGGGUUGUGACGUUUGCCCAUCAGUUAUUUGGUUUUCCCCUCCGACCAAACCCAACCCUGAGAGACGCAACCAUCAGCUCAGUGAUGGGGGGAAAUAAAGACUCUGUAAAAAUGGGCAAAAAAUGGUUGUGCAGAACCAACACUGUAAAUUAUGUUAGUUUCAUCCUUUGUACUUCUCUGGAUCUUGGUACGUAAUCACUCAUUUCCACUUGCACCUUCUCUCAGCACUUUGUUUUGGAUUAAGUUAACCUUUUCCUUUCCCAUGGUUAGUUUUUAUGCUUUCUCUGGAUUUCUGUGUAGUGGUCUAUACAUUCUCAUACCCUAAACUUGUAAAAUAUUCUGAUAUUACAUAAUGUAAUUAAAGCAAAUUUCUGAAUUAAAACAUUCGUACCGUCCAA